AUGGGUGUUGCUCAGGUAAAAGCUAUGGAGUUUGUCCCCUGCAAUGUACCUGUCCCUCAAGUGAUGCCCUUUUAUUUCACGUGUGAUGCUCAAUGCUUUGAGAAAGAAAAGAGAAAUUCUUUCCAAGCUAAUCUAAACUUAGAUGGUGUUGCUGUGUUUGCCAUUUCAGGAAAUUAUUACAAUCAAGGAGAGAUUCGUAAGAAGGAACUGGAACAGAGUUGUUUUCUUCUGGGGAUUCCUGCUUCCGACGUAACAGUCGUUGAUCACAGGGACCUUCCAGAUAAUCCUGCUGUUCAAUGGGACACGCAGCUCCUUGCCGCCUUUGUGCUAAAGCAUGUAGAAGCCAAUAACAUCAACGUGGUGGUAACCUUUGAUGCGGGAGGAGUGAGUGGUCAUGCUAACCACGUUUCUCUUUACACUGCUCUAAGGUCCCUGCACUCGGAAGGGAAGUUACCCGAAGGGUGCCGUGUGCUCGUGCUUGAAUCAGUAAAUCUCUUCCGGAAGUACAUCUCCAUCCUGGAUAUACCCGUUUCCUGCCUCCUGCCCAGAGAUGCACUCUUCAUACUCACAGAGGAGGAGACUGAACAAGCCAGGAGAGCCAUGCGGUGUCAUCGCAGCCAGCUCCUCUGGUUUCGCCACAUCUAUCUGCUUUUCUCACGUUACAUGGUGAUCAAUUCACUCCGCCUUCUGUAA
This is a messenger RNA of Tauraco erythrolophus (red-crested turaco), 693 nucleotides long. Lineage: Eukaryota; Metazoa; Chordata; Aves; Musophagiformes; Musophagidae. The record is from RefSeq and is a predicted model, not a curated record.